This is a messenger RNA of Cimex lectularius (bed bug), 4351 nucleotides long. Its product is annotated as dual specificity tyrosine-phosphorylation-regulated kinase 2-like. The transcript has 3 exons. The coding region runs from base 434 to 1993 and encodes 519 amino acids. Gene Ontology annotation, biological process: peptidyl-threonine phosphorylation; peptidyl-serine phosphorylation. The record is from RefSeq and is a predicted model, not a curated record. Gene Ontology annotation, cellular component: nucleus. NCBI's taxonomy places the organism in Eukaryota, Metazoa, Arthropoda, Insecta, Hemiptera, Cimicidae. Gene Ontology annotation, molecular function: protein serine/threonine kinase activity; ATP binding; protein serine/threonine/tyrosine kinase activity.
AGAGUGCAGACUUUCUGAUUUAAAAGUGACAGUCGAUGCUUAUGAAAAUAAUCUGAACGAGUGGAGUGAGAAAGUAAAGUAUGAGGAUGUACUGUAAUAAAGUGAGAUAGGUCGUUGUAAAGUGUGAUAAGAGCAGUUACUCGUAUAGGGUCGAUUGUAGUGAGCCUUGGCCGAGACCGAAGUCUUCUCUCUUGGUUUCAACCCUUCGUAAGUGGAUAUUGUUUUGUUUGUUAUAUCAGUCGAGUGUCGAUCAGGGCUCGGCGAAGGAAGGAGUGGAUGGGAACGUAGGCCGAAGCAGGGGACCCUUGAGGAGUAGGAUGUAGACGGUGGGAGAGAUGGAGGAUAAAGAACCCAGUGCAUUAGGCUUAUGCCGAUGGCGUGAAGGUAAUUGAUUACGCCGUCCACCUUUUAGGGAUAUGGUUUUAAAGGAACUAUGUCUCUCCCGAGGACCAGAUCAUUGAUGAAUAACAGUACAAAUGCGAAUAUAACGGCGAAAGAGGGUUUGUUAGAAGCGCCUGACGGCGAGAACGAGGAUAGCCUGCCUUUGAAAGGGACAGCUAUAGAAGACCUGACGAAAAAUGCCAACGGCAAUUCGACGACGACGACCGUGGGCACGAUAUCCACGACGACGACGACGACCAUCACCACAGUCAACGACGCCUGCACGAAAAUAACCAACAACGGAGUAGCCGAGACCAACGGCAUCAACAAGCUGCAACAGUCGAAGAACGGGUCCAACAAACAGAAACGAAACCUGCCGAUCAAGCCGUACGAAGCUGUGAGCGAUUACGGCAACCUACUCACCAAUUACGAAGUGCACGAGAUCCUUAAAUUCCCGGAAAUAUAUUUUAUAGGUCAUAACGCCAAAAAGAUACACGGCCUCAUCGGAGGGCCGAACAACUGCAGCUACGACAACGAGCACGGCUCGUACAUCCACAUCGUCCAUGACCAUGUCGCCUACAGAUACGAGAUCCUGAGGGUCAUCGGCAAAGGCAGCUUCGGUCAAGUCAUCAAAGCCUUUGAUCACAAGACGAGGCAGUUUGUCGCUCUCAAGAUGGUGAGGAAUGAAAAACGGUUCCACCGCCAGGCCCAGGAAGAAAUCCGUAUUCUGGAACAUUUGAAGAAACAGGACAAAGAUAACACUAUGAACAUUAUCCAUAUUUUUGACAAUUUUAUAUUUAGAAAUCAUAUCUGCAUCACGUUCGAACUCCUGUCGAUUAAUUUGUACGAAUUGAUAAAAAGGAACAGGUUUCAAGGCUUUAGUUUGCAGUUGGUCAGAAGAUUUUCACAUUCGCUCCUUCAAUGCCUUGAUGCACUUUACAGAAACAAAAUUAUUCAUUGUGAUAUGAAACCUGAAAAUGUUCUUAUUAAACAGCCAGGGCGCAGUGGAAUCAAGGUCAUUGAUUUUGGGUCCAGCUGCUAUGCCAACCAACGCGUAUAUACUUACAUACAGUCACGCUUUUAUAGAGCACCUGAGGUCAUUUUGGGAGCUAGAUACGGUAUGCCCAUUGACAUGUGGAGCUUGGGUUGUAUUUUAGCUGAACUACUUACUGGAUUUCCAUUACUCCCUGGAGAAGACGAAGCAGAUCAAUUGGCAUGUAUUAUAGAACUAUUGGGUAUGCCUCCUCAGAAACUUUUAGAUGCUUCGAAAAGAACAAAGAAUUUUAUUAGCUCAAAAGGAUAUCCUCGUUAUUGCAAACCCUGUACUGUUAAUGGAAGUACUGUAUUAACUGGUACAUUAUCAAGACGUGGGAAACUGAGAGGUCCACCUGGCUCAGUUGGACUGCGCCAAGCACUGAAAGGCUGUGAUGACCCCUUGUUUAUUGAUUUUGUAAGAAGGUGUUUAGACUGGGAUCCAGACACUCGAAUGACUCCAGCAUCUGCUUUACGCCAUGAUUGGUUAAGGAGAAGACUGCCCAGGCUACCUACUGCUGAUUCUCAUUCUGUGGGGGUUGAAGAUGGAUAUUUUGUCGAAACUACUUUUGCAUGUUAAACCUUUCUCGAACUAGAUCUUCCUUUAUCAGUCUUAACAAGUGAAAUGAGUACCACUUUUAAACUUAAAAAAAAAUUAUAUUUCAUAUAAGAUAAUAGUUUGGUUCAAAGGCUGAUUAUCCUUUAUUUCCUUUUUUCAUUUUUUAUUAUGAGUUUGUGUUAUUUCUGUUCCUUAUUAGGUUAAUACCUGUGACAAUUUAAUGAUUUAUAUUGUUUUUCAUUUUUUUUUACUUUUGUUUGUGUUCUUUGUUUGUUUUUUUGUAUGUGUGCCAUACACUGCCAUGUAUUUUAUUCUUAGAGCUUAUCAGUUUAUAUUUUGUUUGAUUUACGUAUUUGUGCAAUGUAAUUCAAUAUUGCUUUAUAUGAUUUAACAUUUUCUAAAUAAAACGUUUCUGUGACAUUUGCAGCUAUUUCUUAACGGGCAGGAUUUCUGCCUAUAAUUGAUGAAUGGUUUAAACUAACUUGUGACUAAAUUGCAAAGAGAGAAAAAAAAAAUUAAAGUCACUACUUACUUGAAGAACAUAUUAAGAAAUUAGAACUGUGCAAUUUUUAUAUGUUUGUUGUAUAUGUGUUUUGUUAGGUGCUAACAAUACAUCAUUGUAAGAUAUUGUGUUGAUGUCUGCAAGGUGAAGAACUCGUAGUUUCACCAUCCCUGAUCAUCCCGUACUACCCAUAUUCAGUUUCGGCAUUUCGCCCUCUAUUGUUGUUGUGUGUCGACUAUACAUCGAGGAUGCCAUCUGAUAGCAAUAACAGUGUUUGGAAAACCUAUUUAGUAAUAGAUGAAUCAAAGAUGCCAACAGAGUAAAGACUACACCAUUUACAAAUGCAUAAUAUAACCGACAUAAUAAAAGAUACAUCAACAACUUAAGAUGGAGAAAUCCCGAAAGACGUACAAAUCGGAGUGUGAGAAUAGGAAUGUACAUGAUGAUCAGAGAUAAUUAAACUACGCCUACCUUUUGUCAUUAUGAAUCUAAUUGACAAUUAAUAAUCAUUAUUACAUUUUUAGUGCCUUUAGCCAAAUUGUUAGAAAACCGUGGAAAUUUUACUUUCAGAGGACUAACAAUGAAUUAUUAUUACGUUUGGAUUAAAAUAAUAGACAAAUAUUAUUAAUUACAGAUUAAUAUAUGUACUGGACCUAAUCCAGAAACAAACAUUAAAAAAUUAAACCUUUUGGUUUUGUUUAAACAUUUUUUUUUUCGGUGCUUUAUAUUUCCUCUAAAGUGAUGUAAUUUUAAGUUAUAAAAUAUGUUCCAUGUAUUUUUUUAAUAUGUUAUUGUCAUAUGAUGGUUGUAAAAAAAGAUUAUCCAAGCAUAAAAUUUAUCUACUGUUAGGAACAGAAGACCAAGAAAAAAAAGUGUGUAAUAUGCAUAUGUCAAAAGCGUUGUUUUUGUUGAAUUUGGUUGCCAGUAUAGUUUUUCAUUUAAUUGCUUAUUAUAUAAGAGUUUAUAGUCAAAAUAUUGUGAUUCAAUCAAAUUAAUUCACUUUAACACCAAGCAUAAUAAUCAUAGUAUAGUGUUAAUACAUAUCAAUUAUUUAUUACUUUAACACCUGCGCUUUUUUAUUUUUAUUUUUAUUUUUUUAAUGUAGGCAUACUAAUAAUCCAUACUAUGAUAUAAUAAUAGUAUUAAUAUUAUGUACAUAUUAUUAUUAUUAUUAUAUUAUAUAUUAUUAAUAUUAUAUUAUGCAUCUAAUUAAUGGCACUGUUAGCAUAAAAUGUAUAAUUGACUGAUUUCAGUGACCUAAUGAUCUCAAUCUUUACUAUAUGCUAGCUUUGUGUCAUAAAUAUACUGUAGGAUGUGUAAAUAAUUGAGUUAAGCUUUGAAUUAAGUAAAUCGGUGGCAGAAUGUCUAAGUAUUGUAUAUAUACAUUACAAUGUGCGCUGAACUGUUGUAGGCUCUGAUGCACAGUUCAAUUAUUGUGUAUUUUCAUAUAUUAGCGCGCCUUCUCUAACGAGAAGCUAAUUGUCUACAAAUUACUAUAAUAGACAUUGAUUGACUUUUACCUAAUAUGACGUCCUAAAUCUUAUAUAGCGUGUAGUAUGGCUGUAAAUAAGCAUUGUGCAAAUUGGGCGUAUUAAGCCAAAGAUAUUCUUUUUAUGUAGAAUUGUAGAGAUGUUGAGACUAGUUUUAAAAAUGCUACUUUUAAGUAUGUGUGUUCACAUACCCCCCCCCCCCCAAUUUGAUUGUACUUAAUAUGAAUUUGUUGUCUUUGUUUUUACAAAGGAAACUCCAGUUGUUACUUCUUAUUUGCAACUUUCCACUUUAAAUAUAAAAAUUAAACUGGUUGUAUUAAGCUCUUGCAAAUACAUAUGCUGUGGUGUCAAGUGUUUUAGUAAUAAAACCAUUGUACAGGUUUUGUA